Molecule: messenger RNA, 1609 nt
Organism: Larimichthys crocea (large yellow croaker)
Lineage: Eukaryota; Metazoa; Chordata; Actinopteri; Sciaenidae
Exons: 8
Coding region: 194-1090 (298 amino acids)
Biological process (GO): immune response
Cellular component (GO): extracellular region
Molecular function (GO): chemokine activity
Source: RefSeq, a predicted model, not a curated record
UAGUAUGUUAACUUGAUAUGUUGGUCAUCUUCAGAUGGUUUGUGUUGAUUUUCAGUGUUUGUACAGAGAAGAAGCAAAAGAGAUAACCCUAACCCAUUCUCAGACACCUCUAAAACCAACACCACUGACGGAAAGUCAGCAGCAGCUUUCAGCACUGACAGAGUGAAGGUUCUGGAUUUCAGCAGAUAGAAACAUGCAGUGGACUGUCCAGGUCAUCGUGGUUCUCCUGAACAUAGCAUGGAUUGCCUUCUUUUUACAGCCUGAUCCUUUCUUAGUGUUUGUACAGAGAAGAAGCUCUGACAGCUCUGAUGAGGAGAUGCUGUUUAGACAGUUUUGUAUUCAGCCUCAUCCUGACAUGAACUGGGCUUCGACUGCACAUUCAGCCAACAUCACCUCUAAUAAAACCAACAGCACCAAGACGACAGCUGAAGAGAAAACAAAGCUCUCUUUGCAUGAAGCUCACGUCAUCAAUAAGACUGAAACUCAUGACUGUCAGUGCAACAACACACAUAUGAAACAAAGUGAUUACUCAGGGUUUUCAGAUAUCAAGUUCAGAGCUCCAGCACCAGGAUGUAAGCCUAUGAUAAUCAUGACGUUUCCCAACAAGAAGGUGUGUGUUGAUGUGGAAACCUUCUUUUCUGUCUUUGAGUCACUUGCUUCAGACUGGGAUGAGACAACUCCAGCUCCUUCUACUGCACAGAGACUGACAUCCUCAGAGGUUACUACAGCCUCUGGCUUCAUUUCCAGCAGCAGCUCAGAAGCUGCUCAUGUUACAGUGACCCGGCAGUCGAAACCUCCUGUCCAAGAAAAAGACAACGAGGACCCAACACGUUCUCCUGGUUUGACUAACUGCUGCGUAACGGUCAGCAGAAUGGAGAUUCCUUUUCACACAAUUAAAGGAUUUAUGGUACAGCAACGCUUCGGUGUGUGUGUUACAGCUAUUAUUUUCUUCACAAAUGAUGGCCAAAUAUUCUGUACUUAUGUACGGGCUCCAUGGGUGAGGAAGGCAUUGAUAAGACUUCAUAAAAUAAAUAAAGCACGUGAGCAAGCUGAGGGAAAGGUGGAAACAACCUCUGCCACUGUUGAAUAGAGUAUGAAUAGAGAAUAAAGAGGAAUUGACAAAAACAAAAAUAAGUGUAAGCUAAAGAGUAACAAUCAUUUUGUUCUGUUCUUUUUGCUCAUUUAGGUUUUCCUUCUGUCAGACCUCACAUUGACUUCAUACAGUUUCCAUUCAACAAGUUAUUUACUUAUAAUGAGAGAUAAGAAAAUAUUGAUUGCAUAAUACUCUUGCGUCAUAGACUAGUGUGUUGAAACCUGUGUGAAGUGUGUGGGUGUGUUACUAAUGUAGGCUCUGGAAACGUACAUAUCUAAUGGAUUUUUAGAAUACUGCUACUGAUAUUUGCUACAUAUAUUUCUUCUAGAUUGCUCCUCUUAAUUGUACACUGAUGAUACAUACAGCUCAAUUAAAUAUGAUUUCUUUCAUUUUAGUACAAGUUUGAGCCUCAUUUUGCUUUUUUUAUAUUUUAUAUGUUUCAUAUUGUUUGUAUGUUUGUAAGUGUUUUUAUCACUUGUGCUGUAUAUUCUCAUUCUCAGUAUUACAUUUCUUACU